GGGUGCCAUCUUCUUCGCCUCUUACAUGUUAAAUAAUCAACCGUUAGUGUUAGAAAUUCCAGAGACCCCAAGAAACAAGAGAGCACAGGAAGAAAAAAAAAGCAGCAGCAGCAGAGUAACCAUGGCCUCAGUUUUUUCUAAUAACGGCAUUUUCAACCUCUCAAAAGCUUUCCCUCAAUCCUCUUCUCUGCCCCUCCAUCGCAAAGCCUCUCGGGUUUGCUUCACUUACGCCUCCAAAUCCUCUCAGGAACCAAAUGCAGCACAAAGAGUUGAGGAACUACGUUAUGACGCGGGGAAUAAAGUCAGUGAGAGUGCUAAAUAUGUCGGGGACAUCGCUUCUGAGACGACCGAGAAAGCCAAAGACAAUCUGAAAAAAAGCACCGAGAAAACUCAAGAACAAGCUACAGAAGCGAAUGAGAUAGUGAACGAAAAAGCGAGCAGAGCAGCUGAAAUGGCAGACGACACAAAGGAGAAAGCCAAAGAACAAGCACAGGACAUGCAGGAGAAGACAAAGGGCGCAGCCGGGACAGCAACCGAGAAGGUCAAAGAAGGCACCCACAGAGCGGCCGAGACAGCGCAGUACGCAGAAGAGAGAACUGAAGAGGCGGCGGGGUCAGCGGCCGAGAAGUUGAAGGAAGGGACGAGUAAGGCGGCGGAGACGGCACAGAAUAUAGGCGAGAAAGCGAAUCAGACGGUGCAGGGGGCGUGGGAUGUGGCGAAGGAGACUACACAGAAGGUCAAAGAGACGGUGGUUGGUAAGUCUGAGGCUGUUGAUGAUUAUGUGAAGAAGACCAUGGAUGAAGAUGUUCCAAAGUGAAUUGAGUAAUAAUUUAGUGAUGGUGUGUACGUAUUUAAGUUUCGUGCUUUUUUUGGUGUUUACGUUUUUUAUAUGUGCCUUUUGAGGAAUGUGAUGUAACCAUGUAGAACCUAAUUUAAUUUUCGCAAGGCUGAUGAUAUGGUUUUGUGGAAUGAAUUAGUGUCUAAUUAAACUCAAAAAUAUAUAUAUGUAGCUUCAUUUUCUUAACA
Cornus florida is the source of this 1026-nucleotide messenger RNA. Its product is annotated as late embryogenesis abundant protein 19-like. Lineage: Eukaryota; Viridiplantae; Streptophyta; Magnoliopsida; Cornales; Cornaceae. The record is from RefSeq and is a predicted model, not a curated record. Bases 26 to 817 code for a protein of 263 amino acids. The transcript has 2 exons.